GGAAAAGAAAGGAAAGGAAAGGAAUAAAUAAUUCCCUGAAAACAAACAAAACAAGGCAGAAAAAUCCCAAAACAGAGAGAGAGAGAGAAAAAAAAGAAACUAGCCGUUUUUCUUUUGGAUCAAUCGGAGAUCUACUAAAUUUUUCCUCGAGAAAUAAACUUUCCCGGUUGAUCCUUACAAUAAAAAAAAGGAAAGAAAGAAAAAAAAACCAUCACUUUACAUCUUUUUUUGAAUUUUCACAAAUCUUUUGGGAAAGUUUCAGAAACGAAAAAAGAAAAUGAAUAUAUUCAGAUUAGCAGGGGACAUGACCCAUUUAUUCAGUGUUCUUGUUUUGCUUCUCAAGAUCCACACCAUCAAAUCUUGUGCUGGCAUUUCCCUGAAGACUCAGGAACUCUAUGCUAUUGUCUUUGCUACUCGCUAUUUGGACAUAUUCACUAAUUACAUCUCGCUUUAUAACACGAUUAUGAAGCUAAUAUUCUUGGGGAGCUCUUUCUCAAUUGUAUGGUACAUGCGACGCCACAAGAUAGUUCGUAGAUCUUAUGAUAAGGACCAGGAUACAUUUCGCCAUUAUUUCCUUAUGCUGCCUUGCCUAAUUCUGGCCCUUAUUAUAAAUGAGAAGUUCACCUUCAGGGAGGUGAUGUGGACAUUUUCCUUAUAUUUGGAAGCUGUUGCAAUACUUCCUCAGCUUGUAUUGUUGCAAAGGACUAGAAAUAUUGACAACUUGACAGGACAAUAUGUGUUUCUCCUCGGUGCAUACCGGGCAUUCUACAUAUUGAACUGGAUUUAUCGGUACUUUACUGAAGAGCACUUUGUCCACUGGAUAACUUGGAUAUCAGGGCUUGUCCAGACAUUGCUUUAUGCUGAUUUCUUCUACUAUUACUUCCAGAGCUGGAAGAACAAUGUCAAGCUCGAAUUACCUGCUUAAGAGUUUUUAGCGGUGCAAGUUUGUAAGUGGCAUGCAUAGGUAUAAGCUGGUCUGAUUGAUUAUCGAUACUUGGCAUUCGUUAAUUUGCCCCCAUGUUUUGGGGUACUUUUUGCAAACUUGUAGGCAACAAAACUUGGUUUAAUACCCUCAAUACCAUAUCCCUUAAGAGAUUCUAGUGCAUAUUCUUUAUAUAAAAGCUGAUUGGAUAAGUAAUUUUAACCCACAUUACCAUACUGUGGAUUCUUUGUAAUGUAAAAAAUUUUAAACUUAUUCAAAUGGUUGUGCAUGUGGACU
Messenger RNA from Theobroma umbraticum, 1219 nucleotides. Its product is annotated as ER lumen protein-retaining receptor. The record is from RefSeq and is a predicted model, not a curated record. Gene Ontology annotation, cellular component: membrane. Gene Ontology annotation, biological process: protein retention in ER lumen. Lineage: Eukaryota; Viridiplantae; Streptophyta; Magnoliopsida; Malvales; Malvaceae. Gene Ontology annotation, molecular function: ER lumen protein retrieval receptor activity.